Molecule: messenger RNA, 3457 nt
Organism: Cucurbita moschata (crookneck pumpkin)
Lineage: Eukaryota; Viridiplantae; Streptophyta; Magnoliopsida; Cucurbitales; Cucurbitaceae
Product: receptor protein kinase TMK1-like
Exons: 2
Coding region: 308-3325 (1005 amino acids)
Biological process (GO): protein phosphorylation
Molecular function (GO): protein kinase activity; ATP binding; protein binding
Source: RefSeq, a predicted model, not a curated record
GAAAGAAGAAGAAGGCGCGUGGCGUUCCGAACUUCCAGAAACCAUUAACCAAAGCAUAAAUUCUCUCACAAGCUACACACUCGCCAACAUUUUCUCUCUGUUUUUUGUUCUCUUUCAGUUUCCGAUCUUGUCCCGUAAGUUUUGUCGUUACGGAUCCACCUUUCUCGCUCUCAACUUCCGCCAUUGCUUGAUUCCUUCCCCGUUAUUCCGUUUUGAAGACAGAGUAAUUUAGCUUUUCGAUUUUCGAACUCUUGAUUCAUUUUUCGUUUUUGCUUUUCACUUAGUUCUUCGACUUGGGUGUGUUUUAAUGAUCCUAAUCCCAUGGUUCUCUUCUCUCUACUGCCGGAUUUCAUGUGGGUAUUGUGAGAAAAGCGCCAUUAAUGGGGUUGUGAAGGUUCUUCUCUGCAAGCAUUUCUGCAGAUCUGCCAUGGAAGAUGUUAAAACAGAGCUCGUUCUGGCACUCCUUCUUGCUCUGUUUUCUGUGGGUUUUGGCGCUACCGACCCCGAUGAUCUUGCUGUUAUCAAUGAGUUCAGAAAAGGGUUGCAAAAUCCAGAGCUCUUGAAAUGGCCACGCAAUGAUAACGAUCCAUGCGGCAAUAAAUGGCCCUCUGUUUUCUGCAAAGAUACGAGGGUUUCGCAAAUUCAGGUCCAAGGGAUGGGGUUGAAAGGCCCUUUACCGCAGAGUUUCAAUCGCCUCUCUAUGCUCUCCAACAUCGGUCUUCAGAAGAAUCAAUUUUCCGGUCCCUUGCCGUCGUUCAAUGGCCUGAAGAAUCUACGGUACGCGUAUCUUGAUUACAACAAUUUCACUUCCAUUCCGGCUGAUUUUUUUACAGGCCUGGAUAGUUUAGAAGUUCUUGCUCUAGAUGGGAAUUAUUUCAAUGGUAGUUCUGGGUGGAUGAUUCCAUCGACGUUGAGCAAUUCAGCUCAGUUGACGAAUCUUACUUGUAUGAGUUGUAAUUUGGUUGGUCCCUUACCGGAUUUUCUUGGGUCUAUGUCUUCUUUAUCUGUGUUGGCGCUCUCUAACAAUAGACUCUCCGGUAGGAUUCCGGCGAGUUUUAAGGGUAUGUUAUUAUCGAGGUUUUGGCUUAAUAAUCAAGUUGGAGGUGGAAUGUCUGGUUCUAUUAAUGUGGUGACCACGAUGACUUCGUUGAGUACUUUGUGGCUCCAUGGGAAUCAAUUCUCUGGGACUAUUCCUGAAAAUAUUGGGGAUUUGAUUCUUCUGCAGGAUCUGAAUCUGAAUGGUAAUGAAUUUGUUGGGAUGAUUCCAAAGAGCUUGGCUGAUAUGAGUUUAAGCCAUUUGGAUUUGAACAAUAACAAUUUCAUGGGUCCAGUCCCGAAGUUUAAAGCAUCAAAAGUGACUUUUUCUUCGAACCAAUUCUGUCAAGCGGAGCAAGGGGUUGCUUGUGCCCCUCAAGUCAUGACCCUGAUCGAGUUUCUCGGCGCAAUGGGAUACCCUUCGAGGCUUGUCACUGCUUGGACUGGGAAUGAUCCAUGUGCAGGGCCAUGGCUGGGAGUGAACUGCAGAUCUGGGAAUGUGUAUAUCAUUAAUUUACCUAAGUUGGGUCUUAAUGGGACCUUGAGUUCUUCACUAGCUAACUUAAUGUCGCUUGCCGAGAUUCGACUUCAGAAUAACAAUUUGAGCGGUCCGAUUCCCUCGAAAUUGACUACUUUGAAGUCUCUUACUUUGUUGGAUGUGAGUGACAAUAACAUAUCCCCUCCUUUGCCUCAAUUCAGAAGCUCUGUGAAACUUGUUACAAGUGGGAACCCUUUGUUAAAUGUUAAGCAAGCCCCGUCUUCCUUGUCCUCCCCGUCUUCCCCGUCUUCCCCACCAUCAGGAAUCGGAGACGUAUCAGCUCCCAGCAGCCACUCUCCUGGAGACCUAUCACCUUCCGACAGCCACUCUUCUCCGACGGCAGGACUGGUUUCUGAUUCUGGAAAUGGGAUGGGACAAACAUCUAAACGUCCCAAGGCAUCAAUUAUAGUUUCUACUGUAGUUCCUAUUGUGAGUCUGGUAGCUGUUGCGUUUGUGGCUAUUCCUCUGUGUAUAUACUUGAUUAAGAAGAGGAGAAGCAAAGACAAGGCUCAAAAUUCUCUGGUCGUUCAUCCAGGAGAUCCAUCUGAUCCCAGCAAUUUGGUUAAGAUUGUUGUUGCAAAUAACAAUAAUAAUAGUACUUCUCCAGCGUCGGGGAGCGGUAAAACUGGACUUGGAGAUUCUCAUGGCAUUGAAUCUGGAAAUCUUGUCAUAUCUGUACAAGUUCUACGAAACGUGACGAAUAAUUUCUCUUCAGAGAACGAGCUCGGUCGUGGUGGGUUCGGAGUAGUUUAUAGGGGAGAAUUGGAUGAUGGAACAAAAAUAGCAGUGAAAAGAAUGGAGGCAGGUGUAAUUAGCAGUAAAGGAUUGGAUGAGUUCCAAUCUGAAAUUGCAGUUCUUUCAAAGGUACGACACCGCCAUUUGGUGUCACUGUUGGGAUACUCAAUUGCAGGAAAUGAGAGACUUCUUGUUUAUGAAUAUAUGUCUGAAGGGGCUCUCAGCAAGCAUCUUUUUCGUUGGAAAAGAUUAAAGCUUGAGCCUCUUUCUUGGAACAGGAGGUUAACCAUUGCCUUGGAUGUUGCUAGAGGAAUGGAGUAUCUUCACAGUCUAGCCCGUCAGAGCUUCAUCCACCGCGAUCUCAAAUCUUCGAACAUCUUGCUUGAUGAUGAUUUUAGAGCAAAAGUUUCUGAUUUCGGAUUGGUUAAACUAGCGCCUGAGGGUCAAAAAUCUGUAGUAACCAGACUUGCAGGGACAUUUGGUUACUUGGCGCCAGAAUAUGCUGUGACGGGUAAAAUUACUACGAAAGCCGACGUGUUUAGUUUUGGAGUUGUUCUAAUGGAGCUAUUGACUGGACUAACGGCUCUCGACGAAGAUAGACCGGAAGAAAGCCAGUAUCUUGCUGCGUGGUUCUGGCAUAUAAAAUCGGACAGGCAGAAGCUGAUGGAUGUUGUGGAUCCUACCUUGGAUUGUAAAGAAGAUAUAUUUGAAAGCAUAUGCGUGAUUGCUGAAUUAGCUGGACAUUGCACGACAAGGGAUCCAUUACAACGACCCGAUAUGAGUCAUGCUGUGAGCGUACUUGCUCCGCUCGUUGAGAAAUGGAAGCCAUUUGAUGAGGAGACCACAGAGGAAUAUUCAGGAGUGGAUUACAGGCUACCCCUAAAUCAAAUGGUGAAGGGAUGGCAAGAAUCAGAAGGGAAGGAUUUGAGUUAUUCUGAGCUGCAAGACAGCAAGGGCAGCAUACCAUCGAGGCCAACUGGGUUUGCGGAGUCCUUCACUUCGGGCGAUGGUCGUUGAAGAACACGAGGUACACCUUGAUGCUUCUCUUUGCCUCUUGCUUUUCUGUAGUAGGUGGAUAGCUUCUGUUUGGAUAGGUAGCUGAAUAUGUUCCAGUUCUUUUCUGGUUCCACUGCGUUUAAUUUGGAGAUU